AAUUUAAAAUGAUAUAUUAUCUUUAUUUAGUACCAUAUAUUUUAUGUAUUGGAAACAUUUUCAAUACACAGUUUCUCCUUAUACCAAUAUUUCUUUCCAAAGUUGCCUUAGGAAUGGAGCUACCUACCAAUGGCGAUAAUGAAGCAGAAAAUGUCUUAACAGCAAAAAAAUCUGUAACUAAAGAAGAAGAGGAAUUAGGUCAGAAUAUAACCAGAAUUAACUCCAGCGAAAUUAUACUAACUUCAACUACAUUAAUGAAAACAACUGAGACAAACAAAUCGACAGAAUCUGCGUUGGAGAAGGAUGAGCAUUCUUGGUGGCUAAAAGAUGCUAUAAAGGAAAUCGCUUAUUAUUUGAGAGCACAUAAAUUUAACGAGUUUGAUAGGAGGUAUAAUAGGAAUGGAACUAACGUUGAAAGAACCAAUUUUAAGCAUUUUCCUAUCCCACCUUUAAGAGCCUUACAUUGGGAAGUCAACAAAUACUGUAAACCUUCGUUUUUGGAGUGUGUAGAUUAUCUGAGGAAAAAAGUGAAACAUGUGGCUUUAAGAAGACAGGAUGAUACAUCAAUUGCUGCUCAAGAAAAUAACUGGGGUGCAAAUGCUUCUAGAAUGAUAAGUCAAGUAGAUUUGGAAUGUAAAAGGAUGAUGAAAAUUGACUAUGAUGUAGCACCACCCUUCGAAGGUCCUCUAGAACGGUAUCAAUGGCGAGUAACGGCAAGUUACUUUAUGUGUUGGUAUACUAUGAAUGAAAUACCCGAUUUAAAAUAUUUAGAUGAACAAUGUGAUAAUUUUGCUUACUGUUUGCACCUUUCUUAUGGACCGAAUAAUGAGGAUGUUCGAGCUGUGGAUAAAGUUCCGUUUAAAUGUGCAGAAUAUAGCUUUUGCCCUGAUCCUUGUUGUCAAGUUAUACAUCUACCGAGGAUAGAUGUAUGCUGGAAUAAUGUAAAAAAUCCUUGUUUUAAAGAAAACCCCGAAGGAAAGAGAGAAUGCCAGUUUAAAAGAAAUGAAAACACCGAUUUUACUGAUUUAAUCCUGAAUAGAUGGAACGUUUCUUGCCAUUGUCAAGAAAAGGGAUAUAUUUGGAACUCCCUUUAUGGACUUUGUGUAGAUAUUGAUGAAUGUAGUGAUGAAGUUCAUACUUGUAAUAAAGAAGGACAAGCUUGUAUAAAUUUACCUGGAAGCUACAAGUGCAUUUGUAGAUGGGGUUACUUCUUUGAUAAUAGUAAAAAGACGUGUGUUGUAAGUAAUGUCAUAGAUAAGAUAAAACUAAAUAGCGAGCCUAAGAAAAAUACUAGUAAUGGCCGUGAAGCAUGGAUCAUAGCAAAAAAAAUUGUAUUAACAAUUAUUAAUGUGCCAUACACCUCAAGUGGUAGCCAAAUAUUAUUGUCAAAUCUUUUGAAUGGUUAUUUUAUAGUUUUAAUUAUUUAUUAUGACAGUUUAUUAAUAUUUAAAGAUUUUGAUUGAUUGAUAUGUGUAUAAUAGAGUUUUAAUUUAUA
Molecule: messenger RNA, 1495 nt
Organism: Anthonomus grandis grandis
Lineage: Eukaryota; Metazoa; Arthropoda; Insecta; Coleoptera; Curculionidae
Exons: 8
Coding region: 9-1463 (484 amino acids)
Molecular function (GO): calcium ion binding
Source: RefSeq, a predicted model, not a curated record